AUGAAUCGUGCCAUUCUUUCUCUAUUUCGCCAGCAGAGUCCACUGCUUCGACGUGCGUUGCACAAAGGAGUUGAGUCAACACCACCGUUGCGUUACACCUCGAACGCUGAAUGCGUUGCUCUGUAUUUGCUGAUUGCCGUGACGUUUUUGUCGUAUCCAUCAUACGUAUUGGUCAACUUGGACAAAAUGCGCCCGAGGGGGUCGGGUAGUGCUGUAUAG
Molecule: messenger RNA, 219 nt
Organism: Angiostrongylus costaricensis
Lineage: Eukaryota; Metazoa; Nematoda; Chromadorea; Rhabditida; Metastrongylidae
Source: the annotation of a GenBank genome assembly